AAUUCACAUAAAUUCCCGAUGAUUCUGCGCGGCUGCGCAUUUAAUAAUCGUAUAGAUAAGCGAAUCAACAUUUUUGAUUAAAUUAAUCGUGUGUAAAAUACAAAAUAUUAACAGUGUAUAAAAUACAAAAAAAAAUGAUAAAAAACCAUUUAAUUCUCUUCUGCGUCUGUUUCGCCAUAAAGCUCGUUAUUGUUUCUAGUGAGGACAUAGAUUGGACUACCGUACAUGAUGAAUUAAGAAAAUUAGCUGGAGGUUUGCGAAAAAAAUGCACUGCUGAAACUGGAACCACAAUUGAAACACUAGAUGCGGUAGAAUUAGGCGAUUUUCCGGACGACGAGAAAUUAGCUUGUUACUUCAAAUGCGUAAUGGAAAAAGCAGGAGUGAUGAAGAAGGAUGGCAAAAUUAACUACAAGAUGUUAUCUAAGAUGAUGCCUGCGGCGUUCAGACAUAUCGGAAAUGAAAUGCUUGACGAGUGUCGCAAUAUUGAGGGAAAAGACAAGUGCGAGAAGGCCUAUAGUUUCAAUAAAUGUAUGUACAACGCAAAUCCUGUGGCGUUCUUUGCUGUCUAAUAACACGUAUGCAGAAAGAGCUCAAAUGCCAUUUGUAAAUUGCAUAUAUGUACUGAUCAAAUAAAAUGUCUAUCAUUCGACCUUCA
Pseudomyrmex gracilis is the source of this 655-nucleotide messenger RNA. RefSeq names its product general odorant-binding protein 99a (gene Obp11). Gene Ontology annotation, molecular function: odorant binding. The coding region runs from base 135 to 569 and encodes 144 amino acids. NCBI's taxonomy places the organism in Eukaryota, Metazoa, Arthropoda, Insecta, Hymenoptera, Formicidae. The transcript is spliced from 6 exons. The record is from RefSeq and is a predicted model, not a curated record.